AUGGCUCCAAGGAAUCUUUCACAGGUGACAGAAUUCAUUCUCAUGGGCAUUUCAGACCUUCCAGAGCUCCAGAUUCCACUCUUCCUUGUUUUCCUGGUCAUCUAUGGGCUGACCGUGGCAGGCAACCUGGGCAUCAUCACCCUCACCAGCAUCGACUCUCGACUUCAGAGCCCCAUGUACUUUUUCCUCCGGCACUUGGCUAUCACCAAUCUUGGCAACUCUACUGUCAUUGCCUCUAAAAUGCUGGCUAACUUCUUGGUUUCCAAGAAAACCAUAUCCUACUAUGCAUGUGCAGUGCAACUGAGUGGAUUCGUACUUUUUAUUGUGGCUGAGAUUUUCAUGCUUGCUGCAAUGGCCUAUGACCGCUACGUGGCCGUGUGCAACCCCCUGCUCUACAUGGUGGCGGUGUCUCCAAAGAUCUGCCUUCAGCUCGUGUCCCUUAUACAUUUGUACUGCCUGACCACAGCACUGACUAUCUCUUCCUGUGUGUUCUCUGUGUCCUAUUGCUCUUCCAAUGUAAUCAACCAUUUUUACUGUGACAACGUCCCUUUAUUAGCAUUGUCGUGUUCUGACACCUAUGUUCCAGAAACUGCUGCGUUUACCUUUUCGGGAAUCAACUUGUUUUUCUCUAUGAUUAUUGUUCUGAUAUCCUAUUUUAACAUCAUCCUUGCCAUCUUGAGGAUCCGUUCCUCUGAGGGGAGACAAAACGCCUUUUCCACCUGUGCUUCUCACAUGAUGGCUGUCGCUGUGUUCUACGGGACACUUCUCUUCAUGUAUUUGCAGCCAAGGACCAACCACUCAUUAGAUACUGAUAAAAUGGCCUCGGUCUUCUAUACCCUUGUAAUACCAAUGCUGAAUCCUCUCAUUUACAACCUAAGAAACAAGGAUGCGAAGGAUGCAUUGAAGAGGUUCCUGCAUAACCCAUUUCAAUCAUUCAACUAA
Molecule: messenger RNA, 942 nt
Organism: Pteronotus mesoamericanus
Lineage: Eukaryota; Metazoa; Chordata; Mammalia; Chiroptera; Mormoopidae
Product: olfactory receptor 8J2-like
Exons: 1
Coding region: 1-942 (313 amino acids)
Biological process (GO): G protein-coupled receptor signaling pathway; sensory perception of smell
Cellular component (GO): membrane
Molecular function (GO): odorant binding; G protein-coupled receptor activity; olfactory receptor activity
Source: RefSeq, a predicted model, not a curated record